Molecule: messenger RNA, 2353 nt
Organism: Manihot esculenta (cassava)
Lineage: Eukaryota; Viridiplantae; Streptophyta; Magnoliopsida; Malpighiales; Euphorbiaceae
Product: DEAD-box ATP-dependent RNA helicase 50
Exons: 9
Coding region: 114-1961 (615 amino acids)
Molecular function (GO): ATP binding; nucleic acid binding
Source: RefSeq, a predicted model, not a curated record
UGUUGAUAGGAGCAUGCAGGAGAUAUUCUUGCUAGCGGCUUGAAGGAAAACUUUCUUUCUAUAUAGCGAGCGGAGAAGACGCGAGGGAAAACGAAGGAAAAGUGUGGGAAGAGAUGCUGGCAAUGGGUGCUAUUCCUUUUCCUCAUCCUCUGACAAACCUGAGGCCUCAAAUCACUGGCUCCCACAACCACAGGUGCUUAUUCUUCAGUUUUGAUUUGAAGAGCAGUAAAAGGGUUUUGGCUUUGAACACUCCCUUUCAAGCUGUUCCAGAGCUUGAUGGCGACGAUGACGAUAGCGCUUGCUCCCAUCUUCCGAACAAGAAUAGUGAAGAUGCUUCGCCAGGCAUUGCAAGUACGGAAAACAUUGCUUCUCCAACACCAUCUACUUUUAGAAAACUGAAAGCACACAAGUUAAAACUUCUAAUGAAAAAGACUUCACAGGUGAAGGACAAGAACUUUAGAGAAACAAUGGCAACUGGGAUGAGGGAGGACAUGAAAAGUUCUGAUGCCUAUGCCAAACAUGGUGAACUUCAGAUCUUGGAUAAUGAAAUUAUACAAGAUGAAUCUCAAAUAUCUUUUCGGAAAAGAGCGGGACCAAAACAUUCAGCACCUGCUGGUUCUUCUGACUCAAGAGGAUGGGGCAAUGUAGGCCACGUUCACAGCCUCAAAUCCAAAUCAACAACUCCUCUGCAAAUGCAGAAAAAAUCUUCUGCUGACAAUGACUUCUUUAGUAGGGAAUCAUUUAAAGAUUUGGGAUGCGGUGACUUUAUGGUUGAAUCUUUGAAGGGGCAGCUUUUCCUACGCCCUUCACAUAUUCAGGCCAUGGCAUUUACACCUGUAAUUGAAGGGAAGAGCUGUGUGAUAGCAGAUCAAAGUGGAUCAGGAAAGACAUUGGCAUAUCUUAUACCUAUAAUUCAACGUCUCAGGCUAGAAGAACUCGAAGGACUUGGUAAACCAUUGUCAAAAAGUCCUCAAGUCCUUAUCAUGGUGCCAACUGCUGAGCUGGCUUCUCAGGUUUUGAAUAAUUGCCGAUCAAUAUCAAAAUUUGGGGUUCCAUUUCGAUCUAUGACUGCAACAGGUGGAUUUUCUCAGAGAACUCAACUGGAAAAUUUAGAACAAGGUGUUGACGUUUUAAUAGUGACGCCUGGACGUUUCAUGUUCUUAGUUAAAGAAGGAUUCUUACAGUUAACAAGUCUUAAAUGUGUUGUGUUGGAUGAGGUAGAUAUACUGUUUAAUGAUGAGGACUUUGAGGUUGCAUUAAAUAGCUUGAUGAAUUCUUCACCAGUUGCCACACAAUAUCUGUUUGUUACUGCAACUUUACCAGUAGAUGUGUAUAACAAGCUUAUUGAGGUCUUUCCUGAUUGUGAAGUAGUCAUGGGCCCUGGUAUGCAUCGCACAAGUAUCAGGCUUGAAGAGGUUCUUGUAGAUUGCAGUGGAGAAGUUGGGACAGAUAGGACACCAGAAACAGCAUUUCUCAAUAAAAAAUCAGCUCUUUUGCAGAUUAUGGAGCAAAGUCCUGUUUCUAAGACAAUUGUUUUUUGUAAUAAGAUCGAGACAUGCAGAAAAGUAGAGAAUGUAUUAAAACGCUUUGACAGAAAAGGAACCAAUAUUCGAGUUCUACCAUUCCAUGCUGCUCUGGCAAAAGAAUCAAGGCUUGAAAACAUGAAGGAGUUCAUGAAUUCUUUUCCAGGAGAAAACUCUCUAUUUUUGGUUUGCACUGAUAGAGCAUCCCGUGGAAUUGAUUUUACUGGAGUGGACCAUGUUAUACUGUUUGAUUUUCCACGUGAUCCAAGUGAAUAUGUUCGUCGUGUUGGAAGAACUGCUAGAGGUGCAACAGGAAGGGGCAAGGCAUUUAUCUUUGUGGUUGGGAAGCAAGUUUCGCUUGCACAGAGGAUAAUCGAGAGAAACAGAAAAGGUCACCCAUUGCAUGAUGUGCCAUCUGCUUAUGAGCUUAUGAGUUAAAAGGUGAAUGCUUGGAUGAAGAAGCUAAUAAUCGAUGUACAUGCUGCCUAAGCUGUCAGAUGAUGACUAUUUUUUCUUAUUUUCUUGUGCCUGGCUCUAUGUUCUUGAUGGCUCAUGUACAUGUCCAACUUCAAGAGCACUGGUUGCACAAGACUAAUACUACGGAGAAUGACAUGGAGAGAAUUUGUGAAGGAAAGGAUGCUUAAGCUGAAAUUCAAAUGUGGAGAAAGUUGGUUAAGAACCAGCUAGUGCAAAUUAUGUCAAGAAAUUUGCAAAUUUCUCCACUUUGUAAGCCACUCCAUUUAGCUCGAUUGUAAUUCAUUAAUUCAGUAGGGAGAAAAAUGCCAAGAAUUCAUCCCUCUAUUUCUCUCUCUCUCUGAAUUUCUUCCCAA